AUGUUCGCGUGGUUCACUUUCCUUAUGUAUGUGUCCGCAGGCCUCCUGCUUGGCUCCAGUCUCGCAACACCUAUCCAGAACUUGAGCAUGGAGUUGCAGAAUAACCGCACCGCACACGGCCUUCAAGCUGAGGGAUACACCAACUCCAUCCAGAUCAUGCUUGAUCGGGAAUCAUACAGGGACUACUACUGGGAGUUGUUUGUAGGUCCGUACGGCAAGAAAGCAAACCCUUGCGGGACAAACCACAAACCGUUCCGUCUCGCGGCCAUGUCCGGUGUCUUCGGUUACGGACGAGAUGAUAUCGAUCAUCCCCCGAACCCACCUGCUAUAGAGCUUUCCUUUGUGGACAAUAGCAAGAACGAGUGCAAGUGGAAAACCGACGGCGGCGGUGACCCCGGUCAACUCAUCUGUGGCGAUUGGAUGAUUAUGGAUUGCGAGCGAGACGCGAGCUGGAACGACGGUGCUAUCAAUUGCCAUGGCUUCUCGGUCCAUCGGGGCUGGGCUUGUAAUUGGUAG
Molecule: messenger RNA, 516 nt
Organism: Alternaria arborescens
Lineage: Eukaryota; Fungi; Ascomycota; Dothideomycetes; Pleosporales; Pleosporaceae
Exons: 3
Coding region: 1-516 (171 amino acids)
Source: RefSeq, a predicted model, not a curated record